CCGGAAGUAGACUUUCUGACAGUAGUGACGCUGGCAUUACAACAUAUUCGGUAGGAGGCUGUUAUUGUCCGCUUUUCUGUUAUUUGUUUGUCAUUUAGGUGAAACCUAUAUGGACCUUGUUGACACAUAUUAGCCUUUUCAGUCUUUAAAUAUUCAAACAAAUGUUCCACAGGGAUGGGAGUGAGUUGUUAGCCUAGCUAGUGUAAGCUGUGACACCUGGAGCUGUGACGCCAUCGCGGUUGAGGACAUCCUGGACAGGUCGGUUCUGGCUUGAAUGAAGUAGCUGUUUGUUCUCCAAAGCAAUGGCCAGUCCAAAUGAUCUACAGUUCCAAGAGUUUGAGGAAGCAACAGAGCUGUUGUCCGCAGACCCAGGGGCUUCCACAUUCAGCAUAUCCUCAUCAAACUCCACCACUGCAGCUGGAACAGGAGGAGGAGGAGGAGGAGGAGAAGAAGUUAAACUGGACUUGUCAGAGGAUGAGGAGGAUCAGGAGGAGAGUUCAGAGUUGUUAGGACAGAAACAGACUGGUGGCUUCUGGACCUUUGAGUAUUAUCAGUCGUUCUUCAACGUGGAUACAAUGCAGGUUUUGGACAGAGUUAAAGGCUCAGUGAUGCCUUUACCUGGAAGAAACUUUAUCAAACACCACCUUAGGAAUAACCCAGACCUAUACGGUCCAUUCUGGAUCUGUGUAACUCUGGUGUUCUCAGUGGCCAUCAGUGGAAACCUGUCCAGUUUCCUCAGUGAGAUGGGAAACCCCGCGUUCCACUACAGACCUCAGUUCCACAGAGUAACGAUAGCUGCUGUAGUGAUCUUCUUGUACGCUUGGCUGGUGCCUGUUGGUCUGUGGGGUUUCCUAACCUGGCGUCAAGGGACUGAGCGGCAGAUAGGAGGAUAUUCUUUUCUGGAGACUGUGUGUGUCUAUGGCUACUCCCUAUUUAUUUACAUCCCCACCUCGAUUCUGUGGAUCAUCCCUUUUGAGUGGUUACGCUGGACACUAAUCGUGGUUGCCAUGGUGAUCUCUGGCUCAGUCCUGGUCCUCACCUUCUGGCCUGUUGUCCGUGACGACACCAAAGCGAUGGCAGUCGCUACAGUUGUGACCAUAGUGGUUUUGCACACACUCCUGGCUAUUGGCUGCAAGAUGUACUUCUUCCAGACAGUCAUCCAUCCACCAGCCCCAGUCCCAGUCCCUACAACCCCUCCAGUUCAUGUCUCAUUGAGCACCAAAUCCCACUGACCAUUGGGAAAGAGGUGGAGACAGAACCUAAAGGCUGCGUCUGAUUGGUCUGAAGCCCCACAUAGACGUAACACUGUGUUUAAAUACAGACUGGGAACGGCAGUGUUGAUUAUUGCUGCUGUGUGAUGUGGUGGUUGUUCCUUUGAUCAACAGCAGGGUUGGGUGUGUGGUUGUUUUGUCUAAUUUAUCCUCAGAUGGUUCUAAUGUGACAGACUUAAAACUCUGCAAUAACUGUAGAUUUGUGACUGUGAUGUUUGAGGAUGCGGUGCAUCUUAUCAGUCUGGUGCAGCUUUCUCAACACUGAGACUCCACUCAUUUCAGCAGCACCUUUAAGCCAGAGGUAGAGGACAUUAAAGAAAAUCUCAUAGACUAAAGCUGAGGCUCAGUAACGUGUUCAUGUUGUGUGAGGAUUGGUUUGGAGUCUGUAGGUCUGGGACCUGGUUGUUUGUUGACAUGACCUUGAGUUUGUUAUUUUGGCCGUCACCACCUUGGUUCAUCUGAAGAAUAACCAUAAAAUUAAAUUUGGAUAAAAAGGUGGAGCUGGUGAAGAGUGAGACGUGAAACUCAGUAACAUUGACCACAAUAGUUAACACCAACUGCAGCAACAGGGAAUUUCAGCUUUUUUAACACAUACAAUCAUUUUUCAUUACUUAUACAUGACAUAAAGACACUAAAUAAUACUAUCUGGAGCGUUUAGCAAUCCACUGACACACACUGUAGUCCAAAGCAAAAUAAUAUUAACACUGCCUUGUGUAAGUUAGUGAUGGUAACAAGUUCAGUAUUCCAAUUUACCACAACCCUGUGACAGUCCUGUUAGUUUAACUUUCCAACCACAAAUACAAUACAUUUAUCUAUCAGGAGAAAAUAUGUUUAUAUCAUAGACUGAAGGUUAGACCAUAGACCAUUGGUUUCCAAUUUUCGAGUCAGUAGUUUCUGAUUUGGCUGCUGCCAUGUUUUAAUGACCGUAUUUAGACAAAAGGGGUGGAACUACAGGAGCCUGAUGAGUCAAAGUUAAUGCCGUAAAACUGUGAACUUCAUCAAACACUGGGUAACAAAGUCAUUUUACAGUUUUAUGAGUGAAACCUAUUAACUACAACUACAGUGGAGCUGUUGUCAGGAAACGUGUUUUAUUAAAUAAAAAGAAGCUCAGAUCCGUCAGAUUUCAAGACAGAGGAGUAAUGUAAAGAUGGACCUGAAGACCACCUUGACGAACCACGGCCUUGUUUAAGUACAACUGUCAGCCUUAAUAUCACUGAAGUAUCUGAGUUCUAAUAACAUGUUGUCCUCACAAGUGGACUCAUCCUCAAGUGAAGAUUUAAGGAACUACAGUCUAAACAGAUCAGAGCCCUUCCUGAACUUGGUAAACAGCCUCUUGUCAUGGAUAUAGGAAACCAAGAGUUGGUGGCUAAUGUUCACAAACAACCAGCCUCCAGCACAAAACUCCAACACAACCUUCAUGUAUACAUGUGCAAAUCUGACACAUUAAACUUCUGAAACAACCAAUCAUAAACAGAGCUGAUACUAAUGUUUCCCUCUCAUGAUGGCCUAUACUAUAACUAUAGGACUCUACAGCCUAGACGGAUACUCCUGUCAUUUGCAUGUCACAACAGUUUGGUUUUUGUAGCAGGUGGAUGCAAAAGUGAUUUAAUGACAAUGUGAUUCCUAAAGACGUGGUCUAUUUGCACUUGUGAAAACUGUCCAAAAGCAGGAUUACCUAAACUGUGGUGCAUUAUUUUCAUUUGAUGAAUGUAAUACAUCAGACCUCAUGUCCAAACUCCCUCCACUCUAUUCUGUGAAUGUAUCCUAUGGACCAGCAUGCAUCAGGAGGCCAUUCCAAAUGUAGAACACAUCACUUCUACUGCCUGAACGUACAGAAAGAGUCAAAAUGACUGAACUUGCAUUAUUUCCUGAAGAGAGGUGAAGGUUUGUCUGCAGAACUAUUUAUUCCCUACUGUGAUCAUGCUAUGUGGAGUUUUUGUUAAUAAACCUAGAAUCUUUCCUCCU
This is a messenger RNA of Sphaeramia orbicularis (orbiculate cardinalfish), 3236 nucleotides long. It is a transcript of the gene yipf2, whose product is annotated as Yip1 domain family, member 2. The record is from RefSeq and is a predicted model, not a curated record. Gene Ontology annotation, molecular function: small GTPase binding. The transcript is spliced from 9 exons. Bases 303 to 1232 code for a protein of 309 amino acids. Gene Ontology annotation, biological process: vesicle-mediated transport. Gene Ontology annotation, cellular component: membrane; Golgi apparatus. Lineage: Eukaryota; Metazoa; Chordata; Actinopteri; Kurtiformes; Apogonidae.